Molecule: messenger RNA, 5869 nt
Organism: Nannospalax galili (Upper Galilee mountains blind mole rat)
Lineage: Eukaryota; Metazoa; Chordata; Mammalia; Rodentia; Spalacidae
Gene: Paip2b
Product: poly(A) binding protein interacting protein 2B
Exons: 4
Coding region: 138-509 (123 amino acids)
Biological process (GO): negative regulation of translational initiation
Cellular component (GO): cytoplasm
Molecular function (GO): mRNA regulatory element binding translation repressor activity
Source: RefSeq, a predicted model, not a curated record
GGGGCGGGGCGAGGCGUGAGCGUCGGAGGUAACCCGAGUGUAGGUGCGGUGGUGCGCUGGGCUCCCGCUUUCAAGGCUGCCUCUGCGCAGUGGUGAUCUCGUGGCCGGCGGUGUCCGCGCGACCAGAAUCUCUCAGAAUGAAUGGAUCUAGUGUGGCAAGUACAUCACCCAGUGUGAAAUCCAAAGAGGACCAAGGAUUAAAUGGCCGUGAGGAGAAGGAGAACCCAUUUGCAGAGUACAUGUGGAUGGAGAAUGAAGAGGAUUUCAACAGACAGGUGGAGGAGGAAUUGCAGGAGCAAGACUUCUUGGACCGCUGUUUCCAAGAGAUGCUAGAUGAAGAGGACCAGGACUGGUUUAUCCCAGCACGAGACCUGCCUCAGGCUGUGGGACACUUGCAACAGCAGUUAAACUCACUAACAGUCAGUGACAGUCAUGAAUCUGAAGAUAUUUUGAGCAAAAGUAACCUAAACCCAGAUGCCAAGGAGUUUAUUCCAGGAGUGAAGUACUGAGCUGACAGAAGUUACCAGAAGGACUUGUCUGUCCCCAGACCUUGGGCACAGAAAGGCAGAGCUGAAGGGGGUGGUAAGGUAUGCAGACAGCUGGGUUGGGUUGGGAAAGGGUUAGCUGGACACUGACUGAAGUAACUGAAGUGCUCCAUGUGGCUUGCCACGCCUCUUAGUACUGGGCUUCCGCUGACUGGCUUAGAGCACUUUCCCAUUUUGUUUUGUUAUGGUUUUUUUGUGAGCUCCUUGGAGUUAAGGAACCCGCAGUUGUUUUUUCCUUGUCAGGAAUGUUCUGCUGUCUGUGUUAAAGCAAAAUAAGCUGCUCAAGGAAAGUGGUAUUUAAGAAAUACCCCCUUCUUGCCCUGCAUUGUACCUACCAGGAAUGAGGAACACCUGGAGAGCUACUUGAGGAGUCUGUGAAGCUGGUUGGUAAGAGAAGCUGAAGGAGCUGAGGAUGAAAGUCAGACCAUGAGUUCAGUUCCCAUGACCUCUGGCAUUUCCAUAAUGAACUGGGUUACCAAUGGCCCACUAAGCCCUUGUCUCCCUGCCCUGAACCCCAUACAAGAAAACACAGACUUAAAAGUUCUUGGCUGAAUGUAACUUUGAACGGAUGGAAGUUGUAUGUCAGAGAGGAGGGUUUGGUGGUAAUUGUCCAUUACUGCUGUCCUGAUGUGGUACUGCGUGCAGCUGCUGUCACUCAUCAUUUAUAAGGUGAUAGAUCUGUAGAGCUGCUUUGCCAUCUUGAUCCUCAUGAAAUCUACUCCCAGCUCCUUUCCACCACAGCUCUACUUGGCAAAAGUCCACCAACCCUCAUUUCUGGCCAUAACCGUGAGCCUGGAGAAAUCCUUGAAUUAUGUUAGUUAUGUCUUGAAUCUGUUUGGACAGAUUUUGUUUUGUUCCCAAAUCCAGUCAAUACCUGGCUCUCUGUCUUAAUUCCCUGAAAAAGAUUUCUGUACUUUUUCAAGGAAAUACAUUUUUCUGGGUACUAUCAAGUAGUUCAGUUCCAUUUGGAUGCUUCUUCUGCCUUACAGAAUGAUGCCAGGGAACUCAGCACGGAGAAGAGUACCUGGCCCUCCAUGUGCUUCAAACUGUUAUGGAGUGUUACUGCUCCCACUUGGGUGAAAGAGUGAGCAUCCUGUCCUAACUGGACUUCCCAGACAGGGACUUGCAGAGGCCUGACAGUGUUAUGGUCUCUGUGUGACUGCCAUUGUGCUGUGUGAUAAGUCUGGAAGGGAAAGAUCAUGCAACUUCAAAUAAAGUCAGUGUCAGUUUAGCAUGCAUAUAUGUGACUGAGGUUGGAAUGAAAGGACUGGUAUCUAGAAAGUUGAAAUUUUUAACUUUUUCUUAUUAUCUCCUUUGCUGACUUGAUUUUUUUGGUUUUGUUUUGGUGCCAGGGAUGGGAUACCCAGGACUUCACUAAGCUAGGUAAGCCCUACCUUGAGCUGUGUCCCACCCUUCCGUGUUGACUUGUAGGCAACCCUAGGCUGAUUGAAACACAAACCUCCAUCUUUUUCCUUGUUUCAAGCUCAUAGGAUAGUAUCUCCUGAAGAUGACCUUCCUGCUCAGGUCAUAUCAUAGGAGAGUAGCUCAGGAACUUGGACAGACAGACAGACAGACAGACAGACAGACACACACACACACACACACACACACACACGAUUCCUAUAGCCUGUUGGGAGGUCAGAAUACUGAAGACUGUUGGAAAUGUGUUGGGAUUGGAGAAACUGGGUGUCUCCAUCAGAGUACAGUGCACUCUCCUUUGACCACUGGGCUGGAAAGUUCUGUGCAAGCUUGAGGAGUCCUUGUUCCAUCCUGAAGUUUAGCUCUCUAGAAGCCAGAGUAGGCCAAGCUGCUAGAUGUGGUCUGAGAGGCUCAUCCUACCUCCUGCUGUAUUAGCUCAUUUUAUUUGAAUGUUAGUCUUCAGCCUGGUUUCACAAGGUAUAUUUGAUUAGUACUAUAAUGCUGCUGAAUGUGCCUGGAAACUGGAGAGGCAAUGUACUGGCCCCAAGCUUGAGAAGCAGCCAGUGAGGUGAUCUGUGCUUAACCAGUAGAAUGCCUUAGGCUUCCAGUGCUUCCUUCUGUGGCCCAGCUCUUCUGUUGUCUAAAUUGUGCCCCAGACCACAGGCUCAGCCCUAGUUAGCUUACCAACUUAAUAGAAAAGUCUUGUGGGACUUGUAGACCUAGGGGCAAGCUAGGAACAUCUGUAUCCAACUUCUCUGAAGCCCUAAGCCAGGCUAUACAUCAUUACCUUUCGGUGGUGAGACGUGUCUAUAAGUCAUCAUUUUGAUGUUGAAUUUAAGCCACUAUUUUUUUUUCAACUAUGAGUUUAAUAGAGCACAGAAUUUUUUUUUUUUUUCAAACAGUCUGGUUGCUAAUCUGGCUGGUCUCAGGAUUCAUUUGUUAGAGACUAAGUUCUGGUUAUUGUGGUUAUUUGACCCUGAAACUUCAUGAUGAAAAUUAUUUCUCUCUCUCUUCAGGGGAUGGAGAGAAUGAAGGAAAGCCUUUUCAGGCAUUUUAGACUACUAGAAAUCUGAGGAGGUAGCCCAGGCCUGGGUGUUAUAGUUCUGGUUCUGGGGCUAGUUUCUGUCAUAGAGUACUCGACUUUUUAAAUCAUAUAAGCAAACCAGAAAAAUCUAAAGUCUGGGUUUUUUUUUUUAAUUGAACCCAGGACCUCAGAUAAGCACUACCACUGAGCUUUGUGGUUUAGAUGUGAGGAUGGGAACCCAUUAGAGGUCUGACAAACUUGACUAAAAUUGACUAAAAUUUGGAAUUGCACACCCAGUGGGAAAGCCUAUUUUAGCUACUCUUCUCCCAGAGAACAGGGACACUUUGUCAAAUGGAGAGAGAACAGGAGGGCUGAUGUGUGUAGCAGGCACCCUGACUGCCUGCCUGUCUAUGGUUGCCAUAGGACUUAAUGCCCCAGGAAUGGUCAGUCCUGGUGGUUGUUUGGUACAGUGGGUAAGCAUCUCCACCACCUGUUCUGGUGCCUUGAGGAUUUCACCACAGACUUGAUCAGUCUCAACUUGAAAGGAGGUGGGGUUCUUUCUCCCAUUUUUAAACUCCCUUGUAGAAGCUGCUGCUGGUGACAGGAACUGAAUGUAAAUCUGCUCAAGGAAACAUUAAAGUUGACUGUACCACCCCACCCACUGCUGGUUUGGGGUAGUCUACUUUUCCUGAGAGUCAAGGAAAUAGUACACCUGGCUACUGUUCUCUGUUGGGGGUCAACAUCUUUUUGUUUUGAGUCAGGGCCUUGAUGUGUAGUUCAGGAUGAACUUGAACUUCUGAUCCUCCUGGCUCAGCCUCCUCCGUGCCAGGUUUAAUAAUGUACAGUUACUUUCAUUUCAGUGCUGAGCAUCAAAUCAGAGAUUUCAUGUUAAACAGGUAUUCUACCAGUGAACUACAUCCCUAGCCUCCAAAAUGUAUUUCCUAUUAAAACAGAAAAUGUUUCACUCUAAAUCCACACUAAGAGCUCUCUCAUGCCAAUUGUGAGCCAACAGCGAUAAAAAAUGGGGUCCUAACUUAAAAGUGAAACUGCUUUGGGCUGGGGAUGUAGUUCAGUGGUAGUGCUUGCCCAGCAGCACUUCUAUCACCCUAUAUUCAAUCUCAAUACUCAAAACAUACUCUAAUGAUGCAUAUUGUACAAAUCAUGAACCUCAUUCAAGUCACUGACUUUAGUAGUGUUCUUUGGUGCUGGAGCAAUAACCAGUUUCAUCCCUUCAAUAAAACCCUUCAUGCUUUCAGUCAGGGUUCACAGCUGCAGUUGCCAUAAGCCAUGCUGUCUGCACAUGUACCUUUCAUGCAGUGGAGUCGGUCACUCUGUGGUCUUUCAUUUAGCAUGUUUUUAAGGUGUGUUUUCAUUGCUGGGCAGUUUCCCAUUGUUGAAUAUGCUGCAUUUUGUCAGCAGAGAGCCCUUUAAACUUCCUGUGGUCUACAUGGAACCCUCCAAAUACAGGAUUCACAGGGAGCUGCUGUGUCAUCCAAUCUAUAGGAGCUUCAGCCACUGCAGAAUUUUUUUUAUAAUUUUGCAAGUUUUUUGUAAGGAGCCUUUGUGCUGUCCACUACACAUCAGGACUUUUGAAGCAUCUGAUAAGUCCAUUUAACAGAGAGCAUGUGAGUAGACAUGGAAGUGAAACUUUACUAUUUCUCCCAGACCAGAUGUGGGAUCUCUGGAUUUUCUACAGACAAUAGUGUCCCCAGGUACUGGAAGGUUGUGCAGGCUCUGCUGGAUACAUGUGUGGGAAAAGAGGGGCGAUGGUGGGGGCAAAGAGGGCCAAUGGUGCAGGUGGAAGAUCGAGUGCAGCCUGUGGAACCAAAAGCCCAAAGGAGGUCUGCCUGGCCCAGCAGCUGUGUGGGUACCCACAGUGAGGUGCCAAUGCCUGGAAGCCAGGCACCCCCAGCUGACCCAGGUCUAGACUUUGUACCUUUAUCCCUGUUACAAGUAUUUAAGAACUCGUUUCCCUCACCACCCCACCCCCCACACUACAAAUUACCUAGCAGUUACUAAUAUUUCUUGGGGAAGGGAUAAGGCUUUAAAAUUAUAAUUUUCAUUAAAGCAUCAGAAGUAGGGAAGGGUUACUUUAAAAUUUUGUUCUACAGACUGAAUGGCAGUUGUUGAAAAUCUCAAUAUUGAGAAUAAAGUGCACUUGGAGUGGAACCUUUGUAAGCUUGGGCCACUGUCACCACAGGGGUCUGGGUGUGAUGUGGAGGUUUUCUCCAGAUGGAUCAGUUGCCUAGUUUCCCUUCCAAGUAGGAUUACAAAGGAGCAUCGCCUGUGUCUAGGAGUCCCAUCUUUGCUUUCUCUGUGCCCUUUGGAAAAGGUGUGACAUAUCUUUUAGGCUGUUACAAAAAUCAGAACUUUAAAAUGUGCACUCAGCACUGUGGCUCCAGCUAGAAAGAAAACUAAUUUUUCUGUUUGGCAAAGUCAGCUUCUCCCUAGAAAACAAAAGGAUUUGGUAGCUGUCUUUCAAUUCUGAUAAGUCUGAAGGCCUGCUACACACCUUGCAUCACCUUAGGCACAGGCUUUAGGGUUAAGUAGCUUGCUCUGAGGUUACACUUAGUGAUAUGCGUGCUAAUAAUUCACCCCACAGUGAGAUUGAAUUUGCCUAUGAAUUUAGGGGUUUUAGCAUUUUGAGAGACCUCACCACCAGGCUAAGGCCCAGGCUUUGCUUUGAACCCUUAUUACCUUCCCAGAAUUAGGGAAGGAAAUCUAGAUUGACUCAACUAUUCAUAACUUGAGAUACUAUCAUAGGCAGGUUACAGCCAACCUGUUAAGGGACGAUGUGCUCAUUCUUAAAGUUUCACCAAGUGAAACUGAAAUGUAUAUUCAAAUACAGACAUUUAAAAUGUGUAAGGGUUUGGUGGUUAAG